Messenger RNA from Paramecium tetraurelia, 309 nucleotides. RefSeq lists its product as uncharacterized. Lineage: Eukaryota; Ciliophora; Oligohymenophorea; Peniculida; Parameciidae. The transcript has a single exon. The record is from RefSeq and is a predicted model, not a curated record.
AUGGAUGGCACUGCUAUUACAUAGCUGAAAUCUUAACUAUAGAAAUUAUAAGAAGAAAGGGAAGAAUUAUCAAAUGAUCUUUAAGAAGAACGAGUUGUUGUUACUUAAAUGUAAUAAGAAUUAGCAUCUCUAAAAUAAAAAUAAUAAAUUUAAGGAGGCCAAUUAAGAGAUAAAGAAUUGGCAAUCCAGGAUUUUAAUAGGAUGAUCAAAGAAAGCGAGACUAUUUUGAAAAAACUAAUUGAAACAUCUAAUAAUUUUCUAAAGACCUUGGAAGGCGAGACAAACAAGUUAAAGAAUUAAAAAAAGUGA